GAUAGCCAGUUUGGGAGCGAGCCUCAGGUCAACCAAUCAAUGCCUCAGACACAUAAGCAAAUAUGCAUCCCCCCGGAGCUGCCGGAAUUGCUGAAGCAAUUUACCAAAGCCGCCAUUCGGACCCAGCCGCAAGAUCUCAUCCAGUGGGCCGCCGAUUAUUUUGGGGCUCUGUCCCAUGGAGAGACUCCUCCAGUGAGAGAGCCGUCUGAGAGAGUGACUUUGUCUUACUGGGCUGAGCUUACACCGGACCUGUUAAAGAUCCUGCAUUCUCGGGUUGCUGGCAGACUGAUCGUCCAUGCAGAUGAGCUGGCCCAGAUGUGGAAGGUGCUGAAUCUCCCACCCGACCUGUUUAAUAGUGUGAUGAAUGUGGGCCGCUUCAUGGAGGAGAUCGAGUGGCUGAAGUUUCUCGCCCUUUCUUGCAGCUCUCUUGGAGUUACCAUUGCCAAAACUCUCAAGAUAGUGUGUGAAGUGCUAUCAUCUGACCACGAUGGUGGCCCUCCCCGGAUCCCUUUCAGCACCUUCCAGUUUCUCUACACGUAUAUCGCUGAAGUGGAUGGGGAGAUCUCUGCAUCACACGUCAGUCGAAUGCUCAACUACAUUGAACGUGAAGUUAUUGGUCCUGAUGGUUUAAUCAAGGUGAGUGACUUUACCCAAAACCCCAGGGUUCGGCUGGAAUAA
This is a messenger RNA of Mesoplodon densirostris (Blainville's beaked whale), 678 nucleotides long. RefSeq names its product rhophilin associated tail protein 1 (gene ROPN1). Bases 40 to 678 code for a protein of 212 amino acids. The record is from RefSeq and is a predicted model, not a curated record. NCBI's taxonomy places the organism in Eukaryota, Metazoa, Chordata, Mammalia, Artiodactyla, Ziphiidae. The transcript is spliced from 6 exons.